GCCCCUGUGCCAACCAGAGGGACCCCGCCCCAGCUAUUUUUAGCAAGCUAUCAGGUGCACAAGAUGCCCAGUUGCCUUUUCCACCUGCUGGGCUCAUUACAGAGAUCCAAUGUCCACCCUAGGCCCUGCCUGUCUGCUGGAGUCUGACUGCAGCCUGGGGCCAGCACGCAGCUCCUUCCUGGACCAUCUCUCAGGACUUGCCCAGCCGUGGAAGGUGCCAUCGCCACGAUGCUUGGGCCCAGGGCUCUUUGGUCCUGGGAAGCACAGAUGGUGGAUGCUACUGCGCCUCCCACCCUGCUUCCUUGAGAGGCAGGCCACGGCCUGAGGUACAGAUAAAUCUUGACUCAGGAUCUUGACUCCGGAGCCGCCCCAUGCGGAGUACUAAGUGGUGGAACCGAGUUGCUCCAAGCCGGGGCACGCCUGCCCGAGCUGAGGAGUCCCUCACCACCACCUGUGGGGAGAUCCUGGCGGCCACAAGAGGACUCACAGGAGCAGUGGUGCAGCGUGUAGCCAUGGGGGACACACAGGUCCGGGCUCUGUUUCCCUGUGAGAAGCCACCGCGGCCCACGGAGAUGUCCCGGCACCACAGCCGCUUCGAAAGAGAUUACCGGGUAGGCUGGGACCGCCGCGAGUGGAGCGUCAACGGGACCCAUGGGACCACCAGCAUCUGCAGUGUCACUUCAGGAGCCGGCGCCAGCACAGCCAGCAGCCUCAGUGCCCGGCCUGGCCUCCUGCCACUGCCUGUGGUGCCCUCCCGGCUGCCCACGCCAGCCACAGCCCCCACUCCCUGCACCACAGGUAGCAGCGAGGCCAUCACCAGCCUUGUGGCCAGCUCCGCCUCUGCGGUCACCACCAAGGCUCCCGGCAUCUCCAAAUCAGACAAUCAGUCCCAGGGGCUGGCGACCAGCAUCCGGUGGGGGCAGACACCCAUCAAUCAGUCCACACCCUGGGACACUGAUGAGCCGCCCUCUAAGCAGAUGAGGGAGAGCGACAAUCCAGGCACAGGACCAUGGGUGACCACGGUGGCCGCGGGGAGCCAGCCUGCCCUGAUUGCACACUCCUAUGGAGUGGCCCAGCCUCCCACCUUCAGCUCAGCUGUGAACGUCCAGGCCCCAGUCAUUGGGGUGACUCCCUCACUGCCUCCCCACGUGGGGCCCCGGAUCCCGCUGAUGCCGGGCCACUACUCGCUCCCGCAGCCGCCCUCCCAGCCGCUGAGCAGCGUGAUGGUGAACGUGCCUGCCCAGGCGCUGUACGCCAGCCCUCAGCCCCUGGCUGUGUCCUCACUGCCCGGGGUGGGGCAGGUGGCCCGCCCGGGACCCACCGCUGUGGGCAACGGCCACAUGGCAGGGCCCUUGCUGCCUCCGCCGCCACCAGCGCAGCCGUCAGCCACCCUCCCCAACAGCGGCCCUGCCACCAAUGGGCCCCCCACAACCGACUCAGCCCACGGCCUGCAGCUGCUGCGCACCAUCGGUGUGGGGAAGUAUGAAUUCACCGACCCGGGGCACCCCAAAGAAAUGUUGAAGGAAUUGAACCAGCAGCGCAGAGCGAAAGCGUUUACAGACCUGAAAAUUGUUGUUGAAGGCAGAGAGUUUGAAGUCCACCAAAAUGUUCUAGCUUCCUGCAGCUUGUAUUUCAAGGACCUGAUUCAAAGGUCCGUGCAAGAUGGCAGCCAGGGCGGCCGAGAGAAGCUGGAGCUGGUGCUGUCUAAUCUGCAGGCCGACGUGCUGGAGCUGCUGCUGGAGUUCGUCUACACCGGCUCCCUGGUGAUCGACUCGGCCAACGCCAAGACGCUGCUGGAGGCAGCCAGCAAGUUCCAGUUCCACACCUUUUGCAAAGUCUGCGUGUCCUUUCUCGAGAAGCAGCUGACCGCCAGCAACUGCUUGGGUGUGCUGGCCAUGGCCGAGGCCAUGCAGUGCAGCGAGCUCUACCACAUGGCCAAGGCCUUCGCGCUGCAAAUUUUCCCCGAGGUGGCAGCCCAGGAGGAGAUCCUCAGCAUCUCUAAGGAUGACUUCAUCGCCUACGUCUCCAAUGACAGCCUCAACACCAAGGCCGAGGAGCUGGUGUACGAGACGGUGAUCAAGUGGAUCAAGAAAGACCCUGCAUCCCGGGCACAGUACGCAGCAGAGCUCCUGGCCGUGGUCCGCCUGCCCUUCAUCCACCCCAGCUACCUGCUCAACGUCGUGGACAACGAGGAGCUGAUUAAGUCGUCGGAGGCCUGUCGGGACCUGGUCAACGAGGCCAAGCGCUACCACAUGCUGCCCCACGCCCGCCAGGAGAUGCAGACGCCCCGAACCCGGCCCCGCCUCUCGGCAGGUGUGGCCGAGGUCAUCGUUCUGGUUGGGGGUCGUCAGAUGGUGGGGAUGACCCAGCGCUCGCUGGUGGCUGUCACCUGCUGGAACCCGCAGAACAACAAGUGGUACCCCUUGGCCUCGCUGCCUUUCUACGACCGCGAGUUCUUCAGUGCAGUGAGCGCCGGGGACAACAUCUACCUCUCAGGUGGGAUGGAAUCGGGGGUGACGUUGGCCGACGUCUGGUGCUACAUGUCCCUGCUGGAUAACUGGAACCUGGUCUCCAGAAUGACCGUGCCACGAUGUCGGCACAACAGCCUCGUCUACGACGGGAAGAUUUACACUCUCGGGGGGCUGGGCGUGGCAGGCAACGUUGACCACGUGGAGAGGUACGACACCAUCACCAACCAGUGGGAGGCAGUGGCCCCCCUGCCCAAGGCAGUGCACUCGGCUGCAGCCACUGUGUGCGGCGGCAAAAUCUACGUGUUCGGCGGGGUGAAUGAAGCAGGCCGGGCCGCGGGCGUCCUCCAGUCAUACGUGCCACAGACCAACACAUGGAGCUUCAUCGAGUCCCCGAUGAUCGACAACAAGUACGCGCCUGCAGUCACCCUCAACGGCUUCGUGUUCAUCCUGGGCGGGGCUUACGCCAGGGCCACCACCAUCUACGACCCCGACAAAGGGAACAUCAAGGCAGGCCCGAACAUGAAUCAUUCUCGCCAGUUCUGCAGUGCCGUGGUACUCGAUGGCAAGAUCUACGCCACCGGAGGCAUCGUCAGCAGCGAGGGCCCUGCCCUGGGCAACAUGGAAGCCUACGAGCCCACGACCAACACGUGGACCCUGCUUCCCCACAUGCCCUGCCCCGUGUUCAGACACGGCUGCGUGGUGAUAAAGAAAUACAUUCAGAGCGGCUGACGUCAGCAAGGAGCCCGCGACAAGACAGGGACGCGUCUGGUGAGGCCAGCGCUACGCACAGCGAUGAGUUUUCAGCAACACCAGUAAGAGGCCGACGAAACCCAACCAAGGAACUCACUGCACUGAACAUUUUGAGUACUCUACAUUGAAUGUAGAAAAUCAUCCUCGCCUUGGGGUGCCACAGGCUCCUGCGGAGGGCGCUCGCUCUGCCCGGUAUUCCUCACCUCGGAGAGGAGCUGUUUCCUCCCUUCCUGCAGAGCAAGCUUGAUCCCUAAACCGCCAUCGAUCAGUUACCUUACGACAAUAUUAAGCGUCAGGCUCUUCGGGAAUGAGAUCAAAGUGUCCUUACCACUUUGAUUCCUACUUUCAUUUUUUAAUCAAUCUACACUUUCAGUGGCCAAGAGAAGACGAGGGACAGGACUGCACAGCAAGGCUGAGGCCGCUGGCCCCUGCCGGACCCUGCAGAGCCAGGGGCAGCCGUCGGGGGCACCGCUGGGGAGAGGCCGGCCGUCCUUCGGGGGGUUUUCUACCCUGUUUUUGCCGGAGAAGGACAAGAUGGCUGUGCUAGCUUUCUCUUAUCCAAUAUGCAUUAUUUAGAUUUCCAAGGCAUUUUCUUGAUACACAAAAGCUAUUUUUCAGUACCGAGAGAAGGUGGAGGCCAUGAGAGGGAUACUGUGGUGGGAAAUCCCAAGCUCUUUGCAGGUAGUGCCAGAGGGGCAUUUGCUCUCGUUUUUCUAUGUGUAGAGUAGAGGAUCUCUCCUGGGGUGGGCCAUGCCCCCGCUUUAUUUUUGGAAAAAGUAUCUCCCAGACAGCCCAGCCGGGACUGUGCCUCGCCGAGGCCCCGUCAGAGGAAGAAGGGUCUGUUCUAGAAGACACAGCUGUGCCUCCGCACCCCCGCGAGCCCCCUCCGGGAGGGAGGGAGGGAGGACCUCGGCCAGGGGAAGGGAUGGCGUGAGGGAGGGAGAGGAAACGGCUACAGAGCACAGGAGACUAUUUUUGAUAUUUAUAGCUAUAUAUUAGGCACCUGCCACAAGAGCUCUCAGGACGGGACAGCCUUCUUAGACAGCCAUGACAGCCAGGCCUGCAGGGCGCGAGCAGAAGCCCUCUUCUAGGUGCAUAGUAACCCGAGGAGAGGGAAGCCAGGAGGACCGCCCGAGGCUCCCGGGGGAAGGCUUGGCGCCAGUCCCCAGCCCCUCAGACCUCACCCGGCCGGCCACCAGUUUCCAUUCCAGGGCAGGAGGCAGGUCGCGGCCACGGCCGCGCUGUUGAGUUGAAGUUGGUACCAAAUACACACACACACCACGUUUCUGUCGGGAAGUCAGCCACUGUCACUCCGUGGGAGGAACCCUCGCCGAGGAGGAAGAGACCACGCUUUCCACUCGGCAGUGUUUGCUGACACAGAACUCAGCCGAAGGUCAGGCAACGACUUCUGGCACUACAAGUGUGGCUCCCACUUGGACAAGAUACCGAGCUACGUUAUGCAGUUUUUAAUAUUAUUUAUUAUUUUAAAAAGUAAUAAGCACAAAACUACAUACAUUGUAUGUCAUUUAAAGUAUUUAUGUCAAACAGGGUGCAAGUGUGAACCCAAGGACUGGAGCACAAAUCCUAACUGCCUGGGGCAGGGCUAACGUCCGCAUUGGUGUGUGUCUGCCUCCAAGGGAGGUGCUAGCAGUCACCAAGACUCCACAGAUGACACUGAAAUUCUGUUUCUCUCCUCAUCUAUCACACUGGAGCAAAACUGGCUAUUUCUGUGAAUGAUAAAACAGGGUUCUCUGUAAUGGUAUUGUACAUAGUAUACGUUUAUUGUUAAGUUCUUGUUAUAUUAUAAUAAAUAUAUUUAUAGAUCUAGA
This is a messenger RNA of Cavia porcellus (domestic guinea pig), 5050 nucleotides long. RefSeq names its product kelch like family member 29 (gene Klhl29). The record is from RefSeq and is a predicted model, not a curated record. NCBI's taxonomy places the organism in Eukaryota, Metazoa, Chordata, Mammalia, Rodentia, Caviidae. Gene Ontology annotation, molecular function: protein binding. The coding region runs from base 372 to 3200 and encodes 942 amino acids. The transcript is spliced from 13 exons.